Pieris brassicae (large cabbage white) is the source of this 2348-nucleotide messenger RNA. RefSeq lists its product as uncharacterized. The transcript has 3 exons. The record is from RefSeq and is a predicted model, not a curated record. NCBI's taxonomy places the organism in Eukaryota, Metazoa, Arthropoda, Insecta, Lepidoptera, Pieridae. The coding region runs from base 132 to 1790 and encodes 552 amino acids.
AAUUCUAAGUUAUAUUCUCUUAUAAAAUAAUGCUAUUGGAAAAAUUUACGAUAGUGAAAUUAAAAUCCAUCCAUGCAUUCAACUAGAAACUCACAAAUUAUUAAAAAAUGUAGUUUGUGAGAACAGAUGAAAUGGAUUUAGUAAAUAGGAUUAAUAUUGUAUUGAUUUUAUUAGUUUUUAAAGAAAUUAUUGGUUCUAAUGAAGCGCAAGGUCUAUCGGAUACCAUAAUUAACGAGUUAUAUAAAAAAUACAAGGAAGCAUGUACACGAGAUGGAGAUUUCGUCAUACUAAGACGUCAAUUCGAUCAGAAUCAACUAUUUGAAAUACACGUUAAAAAGUUAAAAGAAGUGAAUGGAUACAAACUGCAUAAUCUAAUGAUCAAAGGGAAAGUAAGGUCUGGGAGUCCCUUUAUUUACAUAAAUAAUCCAGUUGAAUCAAAAAUGCCUAACGCCUAUUUGACUUUGGAAGAAUUUAAGGAGGCAUUAACUAAGAGGGUUCAGAAGCAUAAAAAAACAACAUUGAAUUUUAUUGACGUAUUUUUCACAACUAAAAAACCUAAGAUUCACUUUCACAUGAACUCUUCAACAAUAUUAAAGAAUGCAACAAAUGUUGUGAAGGACACAAAGAAUUUAAUAAGGCCAUCCUUAAAAUCAUCAUUUAAAGAGGAAAAUGUUAGCAAUUCAAUUACUUCAACUAAACCCGCAACGCCUGAGAAGUUGUUGGAAACUACAAAUAUUUUGAACUCUUCUACAACUGCAAAUAAACCAGAUUCGUCUACGGACGAAACAACCAAAAGUACUUUAAAAACGAGUGUUACAACAGUAAAAAUAGAAGAUUUAAUGUUUUUGCGAACAUUACCAAUGAACUACACUUAUACUGAAAUAGAAAAUUAUAGCAAUAUGUCUGUAAGUUCAAAGGCAUACAAAAACAACACUGUAAUCCCUAUAAAUAUGACUACUCCAAUCAUAGAGGCACAAAUAAAUGAUACAAAACAUAAAAAUGUUUCACACCUACUCAAAGAACAGCAGAAAUUAAACAAAAAUGUUGUAAAAUCAGUUGGUUCUGUACCGAUUAAUACAACAAACCUUAAAGACAAGGGAGUUAUGAGUUAUUCUAAUAAGACAAAUGAAAAGCAAAUGAAAGAUGUAGUAAAUAUGACAAAAGACUAUCCCAGUACGAAAAUUGAAAGAAAUGGAACCUAUAACCUCAAUGUCACUAUUUUAACAAGUCCAGAGAUAGAUACAAAAUCAUUACCGAGUGCAAGUUCUAUCAUAAAUUCAACGAGUGCAAGUAAACUUCCUAAUGUCACUGUUACACAUAAUAUGCCAUUAUUAUUUGAUACACAUAAAUCAAACGAUAUAACAAUAGAAGUUCUUAGUACAAAUUACACUCAAGUAUUUCAAAACCAUAGAGACCUGACUACCGAACAAACAAUAAUAACAAAACUAUUGAAACCUAAGAUAAAUAACGAAAAUAACACAGAAAAUACAAAAAUAGAUACAUUCAUCACAGUUGCGACUAAAGGAAUUACAAAAGUAAUAAAUGAAAGUAUUACUUUUACUAACGACGCUACAGAAUUGACUGCGAAAAGCAGUAAUUUAAUUACGUCCACAAACACGAGUACUACGGAAACCUCAAAGAGGGUACCGAAACGAAAAGUCACCACAGAAACUUCUACUAUAAGAACGCCGUGGCGUAGGAGAACGUCAAUGAGGUCUACCACAAAAAGUACGACCAACACCAAAAGGUCAACGUUGGGAAGACCACUGGUGUUUAUGGGAGGGCCCUGAUUUAGAGAAGUAUUACAUGAUUAUUUAUGUUCUUACCUUAUAGAACUUUGAGAGAAAAAAAUCCUAGUUAUUGCCCUUGCAAUAACUGUUGUAAUUUUUAACUGCUAUACAUUUCACUAUAAGCAACACUAAAACCGGGCGUAUCAAAAUCGUGUUCCCGCCAAACAAAUGUUAAAGUGUCAAACGCGCGAACAUUGUACUUCUGCUACAGAAUAAAGGCGGCACUUCACUGAUUACAAAACACAAUCUCACGUGGAACUAUGACCCUGCCGUCCGCUUAUACCUUUAUAGAAAUGAAGGGCUGAUGUUGAGAUAGCUCUAUUUGGUGGAGCCAUAAGUGAAAGAGACGACAGCACUCCUUUAACUCCUAUUGUCGAGCGCUCAGUACUUAGACUGCUCACUUGCGCGAAAAGGACGCUUGUAUUUUUAGAAGGUUUCUGUUUUAUUUGCGCCCCGCCCAUUUCUCUUUUAUUCCCAAGUGGUGGGGCGAAGUUGGACAGUUUUAAAUUAUCUAUUAUAAUAAAAUUAUUUUGUGAAAUAAGGGGUUGGUUUUGUUAA